This is a messenger RNA of Candidozyma pseudohaemuli, 1014 nucleotides long. It is a transcript of the gene CUE5, whose product is annotated as ubiquitin-binding protein. Bases 1 to 1014 code for a protein of 337 amino acids. Gene Ontology annotation, cellular component: cytoplasm. Gene Ontology annotation, biological process: ubiquitin-dependent protein catabolic process. The transcript has a single exon. NCBI's taxonomy places the organism in Eukaryota, Fungi, Ascomycota, Pichiomycetes, Serinales, Metschnikowiaceae. The record is from RefSeq and is a predicted model, not a curated record. Gene Ontology annotation, molecular function: ubiquitin binding; ubiquitin conjugating enzyme binding.
AUGGCCAAAGAGAAAUUGCUGGUUGCAUCAACGACCCCUGUUGAUCUCGACGAUUCCGACAAAAAGAAGUCAACUGAAUCUGACUCCUCCAAGGUAGAGUCAAAAGACGACGAGUCCAAGGAAUUGGCGGACGAGGAGACGACCAAGGACGAUAAGGAAGACAAGAAUGAAGACAAGACUGAGGACAAGGACACCGAAACCACCGCAGUCAAGCCAAAGGAGCCAGGAUCAAAGGAGCUGAAACAAGAGGAAGAAGGAGGGGCUCCUCCUCCACCUGAGAGACCACUUUCACCUCUUUCGAGGGUCAAGAAGGACCUCCAGGAUGCCUUCCCCAAUGUCGAGGAAAAGUAUGUCCAGGCUGUCCUUAUCGCCUCUCAGGGCCAACCUGACCCUGCAUUCAAUGCCCUUCUCUACAUUCUGGAUCCGACCUUCGUUCCUGACAUCACGCCUCCAGCUCCACCAGUGCCUCCAAAGCAGGAAUUGACGGACGACGAACUUUUGGCUAGAAAGUUGCAAAAGGAGUUCGAGAGAGAGGACAGAAAGCGCCGUGCUCAGCAUCGCCGCAAGAACCAGCAGCCUGUCCCAGGAGACGAGUCGCCUGACGAAAUUGACCAAUUGAAGGAGUCCUUCACCCAGGGCUUCGAGGAGGCCAAGACCACAAUCAACGGCUGGGUGCUGGGUCUCUCAAAGAAGUUCUCCCAGGAGCCAGAUAGCCAGAACCGCACGCAAAGCCCCAAGCUCUUUGGCGCUUUGGGUGGCCUGUCAUUUAACCAGAACCAGAGAGCCAAGCGUUUUGACGAGGAUCCGGAGAUUUUGUCUCUGGACUUCAACCAAAAGGUGAACCUCGAGCAGGACAAGCCCCCUCUGUUGCCCAAGCGUGAAAAGAGCCCUGGACAGAAGGAGGAGCCCAAAUGGCAGCCACUCAACUCUGAUGUCCCAGUGACCCUGGAUGCUUUCCUUGUGACAGACUCUGAGGACGAGGAGCCAGCUACAGCUACGACGAAUAAGAAGUGA